Racocetra fulgida is the source of this 1236-nucleotide messenger RNA. NCBI's taxonomy places the organism in Eukaryota, Fungi, Glomeromycota, Glomeromycetes, Diversisporales, Gigasporaceae. The record is from the annotation of a GenBank genome assembly.
AACGAUCUUUUUAUUGGUUUUGAUGAAAAUGAAACUUUACAGAGAUUAGCAACUGAUUUCAUCACAAGAUUCCCUAAAGAUAAUGAAGAAGCAAUAGUUAAAAGAUGUAAAGCAACUUUAAUUGAUAUUGCAUCUUCCGAUGGCAUUACUAGAGCCACAAGAUCGAAUGUGGAUCCUGGUGAUAUUAAUCUAUGGUAUAAUGUUUAUUUCUGCAACUUCACUGACGAACAUAUUCCACAACAGAAUCAUGAUAGUCUUAACACAAUAACAAGAUUUAUUAUCAAUACUUUUUCUAAUAUUAAUACUGAUAUUACCGAGUGUUUAAAAGAUCUUUUCAAAUGUCAAGUGGAUAAACUAUCAAUGUUUAAGACGGAGACUCAACUUCAAAAUCGAGUAAAACAGUUUUGGGAGGAAUCUGAUAAAAAUAUGUUAAUUUUUCAAUGCGAUGCUACUACCAUGAAUAUUAAGUAUGUUAAGCUAGCGAAAUUCAUCGUUGAACAAUUUCAAAUCGAAUUUUUGAAACAAAAUCCAUAUAUUGCUAAAUAUGUUUGUAUUAUUCUCCACAUUCAACGAGAUCAAAAUUAUAAACCUUUGUUUAAUUUUAUACGUCCAAUCGCUAAAAUGUUAUUUGCUCUUGAGAAAUUAUCAGUCACUAAAACAUUUAUAUCAAUAAGUCAAAAGAAAAGAAACUUGACAUUAAUUACGUUUUUACAAACAAUGUUCUUGAACCCGAAAGUUCUAAAUACCAAUGGCAUGCUUGAACCAGAACCUGAUCAAUAUGUGAUGCCAGAACUCUUUUAUGAUUUAAAAUUCCCAUUUUCAUAUUAUUUUAUGAAAAAAAUUAAUGAAUUCAGGUCCACAUGGGAAGAUGAACUUGCAAAACUUAGAGAAAAUCCAGAAAACUGUGAUGAUGAUCAAGGACUUUCAUCUGAAGUUUUUGAAAAUGCCGUUAUAGGAUUUAGGGCGAAUUUACUUGCUAGAUUAUUACGGCAGCACAUCGGAAAAGAUAAAGUACUCGAUCCAGUUCUUCUUCAUAUCUAUUGGUGGGAAAGUUCUAAUAUUAUAUCGGCAGACUUACAAUUAGCACAAAUGUGUCCAUCAGCUAUAAAUGAAUUUGCUCAGAAAAUGCCAGAUAUCUCAUUUGAGGAAUUUCUUGUAGAUGAAGCUAUAAAAAUGAUGUUAGAUAAAAUUGUAAAAAAUGGUGGCGAACCUCAAUUGGAUCAAUGGCAACACGAA